Suillus bovinus is the source of this 558-nucleotide messenger RNA. RefSeq lists its product as uncharacterized. NCBI's taxonomy places the organism in Eukaryota, Fungi, Basidiomycota, Agaricomycetes, Boletales, Suillaceae. Bases 1 to 558 code for a protein of 185 amino acids. The record is from RefSeq and is a predicted model, not a curated record. The transcript has a single exon.
AUGUUCAGCCAACCACCCUCAUCAUUGGUACCUCGGCCUCAAACACCCACACUCCCUGCAUUUCCAUCAAUGUUAUCGGUACAUCCUUUGCCACCUCCCUUGCCUGAUACUCCCAUCACAUCGUGGAGGAAGGAGUCCAAAUUUUGGAAUACAAUGAGUAAUUCGACCCUGACUACAUCUCCUACUGUGCCAUUGACAGUGCCAACAUUCAACUUUGAUGGUUGUUCUUUCACCCUCUCUGACGAAGUCCAUGUCACUGCUACUGCAGUCCACAAUGUACCAGUGCCCACCCCAGCAGUGCCUACCCCAGCAGUGCCCACCCUAACAGUGCCCACCCCAGCAGCAUCUACUUCAGUAGCACCUACCCCAGCAGCACCUACCCCCCCAGCACUUAGCCCAGCAGCGCCCACCCCCCCAGCAGCGCCCACACCCCCAGCAGCGCCCACACCCCCAGCACUUAGCCCAGCAGUGCCUACCUCAGCACCAGUAGCACUUACCCAUCCACGGCCUACCCGACCUUCUACUAACCCAUCUCCCUCAGUUGAUAUCCCUCUCUAG